Molecule: messenger RNA, 5402 nt
Organism: Sapajus apella (tufted capuchin)
Lineage: Eukaryota; Metazoa; Chordata; Mammalia; Primates; Cebidae
Gene: NOL6
Product: nucleolar protein 6
Exons: 26
Coding region: 129-3569 (1146 amino acids)
Biological process (GO): rRNA processing; tRNA export from nucleus
Cellular component (GO): UTP-C complex; CURI complex; small-subunit processome
Source: RefSeq, a predicted model, not a curated record
GGUGGUGUCCUGAGGAAUUGGGGUCGACUGGACUUCGGGCCUGGAGUUUGGCAUUUCCGCCCACGUGGGAAGCUGCUGUAUAGAUCCAGCUUGAAUUUCAAGUGCGAGAGAGUCCUGGAUCGCGAGUGAUGGGUCCGGCGCCAGCUGGAAAGCAGCUGCGCGGAGCGACUGGAGGGCCAGAGGUGAUGGAACCAGCCCUGGAAGGCAAAGGCAAAGAGGGGAAGAAGGCAUCCUCUAGGAAGCGUACACUGGCUGAGCCUCCUGAGAAGGGCCUCCUGCAGCCAGUGAAGCUCAGCCGGGCAGAACUGUACAAGGAGCCUACCAAUGAAGAGCUUAAUCACCUUCGGGAGACUGAGAUCUUGUUCCACUCCAGCUUGCUUCGUUUACAGGUAGAGGAGCUACUAAAGGAAGUAAGGCUGUCAGAAAAGAAGAAGGAUCGGAUUGAUGCCUUCCUACGGGAGGUCAACCAGCGGGUCAUGAGGGUGCCCUCAGUCCCUGAGACAGAGCUCACUGACCAGGCAUGGCUCCCAGCUGGGGUUCGAGUACCCCUCCACCAAGUGCCCUAUGCCGUGAAGGGCUGUUUCCGCUUCCUGCCCCCAGCCCAGGUUGUUGUUGUGGGCAGCUACCUUCUGGGCACCUGCAUCAGGCCAGACGUCAACGUGGAUGUGGCACUGACCAUGCCCAGGGAAAUCCUACAGGACAAGGACGGGCUGAACCAGCGCUACUUCCGCAAGCGUGCCCUCUACCUGGCCCACUUGGCUUACCACCUGGCCCAGGACCCCCUCUUUGGCAGUGUUCGCUUCUCCUACACCAAUGGCUGCCACCUGAAACCUUCACUGUUGCUGCGGCCACGUGGGAAGGAUGAGCGCCUGGUCACUGUACGUCUGCAUCCGUGCCCUCCACCUGACUUCUUCCGUCCGUGCCGCUUGCUGCCAACCAAGAACAAUGUGCGCUCUGCCUGGUACCGAGCGCAGAGUCCUGCAGGGGAUGGUAGCCCAGAGCCCCCUACCCCCCACUACAACACGUGGGUCCUGCAGGAUACAGCUCUCGAGUCCCAUUUGCAGCUCCUGUCAACCACGCUGGGUUCAGCUCAGGGCCUGAAGGACGGCGUGGCACUUCUGAAGGUCUGGCUGCGGCAGCGGGAGCUGGAUAAGGGCAAGGGUGGGCUUACUGGGUUCCUUGUCUCCAUGCUGGUUGUCUUCCUUGUGUCUACACGCAAGAUCCAUACCACCAUGAGUGGCUACCAGGUCCUGAGAAGUGUCUUGCAGUUUCUGGCCACUACAGACCUGACAGUCAACGGGAUCAGUUUAUGUCUCAGCUCAGAUCCCUCUUUGCCGGCCCUGGCUGACUUCCACCAGGCCUUCUCUGUUGUCUUCCUGGACUCCUCAGGCCGCCUCAACCUCUGUGCUGAUGUCACUGCCUGUACUUACCACCAGGUGCAGCACGAGGCACAGCUGUCUAUGAUGUUGCUGGACAGCAAAGCUGACGACGGGUUCCAGCUGCUGUUGAUGACUCCCAAACCCAUGAUCCGGGCUUUUGACCACAUCCUGCAUCUUCGUCCACUGAGUCGCCUGCAGGCAGCAUGCCACCGGCUGAAGCUCUGGCCAGAGCUGCAGGACAAUGGUGGGGACUAUGUCUCAGCUGCUUUGGAUCCCCUGAUCACCCUCCUAGAGCAGGGCCUGGGGACGCGGCUGCACCUGCUGGCUCACUCUCGGCCCCCAGUCCCAGAGUGGGACAUCAGCCAAGAUCCACCAAAGCACAAAGACUCUGGGACCCUGACCCUGGGACUCCUCCUCCGGCCUGAGGGACUGACCAGCAUCCUUGAGCUGGGUCCAGAGGCAGACCAGCCUGAGGCUGCUGAAUUCCGCCAGUUCUGGGGAUCCCGCUCGGAGCUUCGGCGUUUCCAGGAUGGAGCCAUCCGGGAAGCUGUGGUCUGGGAGGCAGCCUCUAUGUCCCAGAAGCGCCUUAUUCCCCACCAGGUGGUCACUCACCUCCUGGCACUCCAUGCUGACAUCCCAGAAACCUGUGUUCACUAUGUGGGGGGUCCCCUGGAGGCACUUAUCCAAGGCCUGAAAGAGACCUCCAGCACAGGCGAGGAGGCCCUGGCAGUGGCAGUACGUUGCUACGAUGACCUCAGUCGCCUACUGUGGGGACUGGAGGGUCUCCCACUGACCGUGUCUGCUGUUCAGGGAGCUCAUCCAGUGCUGCGCUACACAGAGGUGUUCCCACCAACUCCAGUCCGACCAGCCUUCUCCUUCUAUGAGCCUCUGCAAGAGCGGUCCUCACUGUUGCCCCGGCCCGAUAAGCCCUGUCCAGCCUACGUGGAGCCCAUGCCCGUGGUUUGUCACCUGGAGGGCAGUGGCCAGUGGCCACAGGAUGCUGAGGCCGUGCGGCGGGUGCGAGCUGCCUUCCAGCUGCGCCUGGCAGAGCUGCUGACGCAACAGCAUGGUCUGCAGUGCCACGCCACUGCCAUGCACACGGAUGUCCUCAAGGAUGGAUUUGUGUUUCGGAUUCGUGUGGCCUAUCAUCGGGAGCCCCAGAUCCUGAGGGAGGUGCAGAGCCCAGAGGGGUUGAACUCGCUCAGAGACACACCUGCCUCCCUCUGCCUUGAGAGAGACACAAGGCAGUUGCCACUGCUCACCAGUGUCCUGCAUGGCCUGCAGCAGCAGCACCCAGCCUUCUCUGGUGUGGCGCGGCUGGCCAAGCGAUGGGUGCGUGCCCAGCUUCUUGGUGAGGGGUUCACUGACGAGAGCCUGGAUCUGGUGGCUGCUGCCCUUUUCCUGCACCCUGAGCCCUUCACCCCUCCCAGUUCCCCCCAGGUUGGCUUCCUUCGAUUCCUUUUCCUGGUAUCAACGUUUGAUUGGAAGAACAACCCCCUUAUUGUCAAUCUCAACAAUGAGCUCACUGUGGAGGAGCAGGUGGAGAUCCGAAGUGGCUUCCUGGCGGCUCGGGCACAACUCCCCGUCAUGGUCAUUGUUACCCCCCAAGACCGCAAAAACUCUGUGUGGACACAGGAUGGACCCUCGGCCCAGAUCCUGCAGCAGCUUGUGGUCCUGGCAGCGGAAGCCCUGCCUGUGUUAGAGAAGCAGCUCAUGGAUCCCCGGGGGCCUGGGGACAUCAGGACGGUGUUUCGGCCACCCUUGGACAUUUAUGAUGUGCUGAUUUGCCUGUCUCCCCGCCACAUCCCGCGGCACCGCCAGGCCGUGGACUCACCAGCCGCCUCCUUCUGCCGGGGCCUGCGCAGAGAGCCAGGGCCCUCAUCCCUGAUGCCCGUGCUGGGCUACGAUCCUCCUCAGCUCUAUCUGAUGCAGCUCAGGGAGGCCUUUGGGGAUCUGGCCCUUUUCUUCUAUGACCAGCAUGGUGGAGAGGUGAUUGGUGUCCUCUGGAAACCCACCAGCUUCCAGCCCCAGCCCUUCAAGGCCUCUGGCACAAAGGGGCGCAUGGUGAUGUUUCAAGGUGGAGAGCCGGUAAUGGUGCCCAAUGUAGAAGCAAUCCUGGAGGACUUUGCUGUGCUGGGUGAAGGCCUGGUGCAGACUGUGGAGGCCCGAAGUGAGAGGUGGACUGUGUGAUCCCAGCCCUGGAGCAAGCUGGAGAUGGCCAGCAGGACCUUGGACCUCUAGAGCAAGAUGUCAGUGGGCCAACCUCCACUCCUCCUGGACACGAAUCCUUCAUGGAGGGCCUGCUGGCUGAACACGCUGAAUCAUCUGCAGCAAAGCCCAGCCCCAAUUUUUUCUAUGAUGCUUGAGCAUUGGGGCAGGGGCAUGGUGGCCCGUGUCGUCUCUUGGGCCCAACCAUCCUAGAAGAGGAGUGGGAACCGGCUCAGAGAAAGAACUGAACCCAGGAGAUUCAUCCAGGUGGAUGAAUCUAUUAGCCCUGGGCCUAGACCUGCCCCCAGUUUCCCACUCCUUUCUUAGUCUUCUAGAAACAGAGAAGGGGGCGUGUGCCUGGAAGAGUCUCUGUCUUUUUCCUACUGCCAGGACCUGUGCCUGGACUUCAGUCUGCCCUUCACUGCGAUGUUAGGCCUUUAGAUGGGACCCAGAGAAAAUGUGUCCCUUCCACCGACACUGAGCAGUGGAAAGGGGCUAUAUGUGUAUGAAUAGACUGCAGUGAAGGAGCACAAUGCCCUCCUGUGUUGGUGCCACUUCCCAGGGUGGAGACAGUGGAAACGAACUGAGGACAGGAAGGGCUGGGUAGGUGAAGGGAUCGGGGGACUGGCAGUCCCCCAGUCUUAGAGAGGUGCAAAAAGCACUGGGUUGCAUCUGCCCUGGCUGUUUGCCCUUUCAUGUCACAAACUGCCACUACUAUGCACCAGCAGUGGAGUUGCAGAGAUGAAGGAGACUAAGUCUUCCUCCCCAGGAGCUCCCAGGGCCUGAGGAGGAAAAUGCUCCCUCCUUUCAGUCUUGUCUGCACCCCCUUUCUGGCAGCCUCUCUGCUUCCCCUAAUUCCGGCUGUUUUCCAGACUCAGCUCAAAUAGUUAGUGCCCCUCCUUAAGCCCAUCCCUCGCCCCGAGCCUGAGGUGAUCAUUCCCUCCUCUGAACUAUUAGAGCAGUUACUGUGUGUGUGUUCAGUUCGCUUGGCAGGCACACACAGUGGCAUAAAUUAAAUUGUUUCGAACCCUGAUUUAAAUUGCAGCUGGGUGUGGUGGCUCAUGCUUGUAAUCUCAACACUUAGGGAGACAGGAGGCUCCCUUGAACCCAGGAGUUCUAGACCAGUCUGGGCAACAUAGCGAGAUCCUAUCUUUUUUAAAUAAAAAGUUAAAUUGCUUAAUUUCCCCCAUGUUCCUGGCCUGUCUCCUCCCUUUACGUAGUUUUGACCUGGUUUCCUGUAUGUAAACUCCUUGAGGGCAGGGAACAUGUUUGAACAUAGAUUUCUUCAUGUCCUUCCUAGCACUUAUUACAGUGCUUUGCUCAGGCCAUCCGGCACAGGCAGGUGGAGGGCAGGGAAGCCCACUCUGGAAGAUUGCAAAGUAAAGGGAAUCUAUUUUACUGCCUGGAACAAGUGGGUGGUGAUGGUGAAAGAGAAAGCCUAAGAGACAAUAGAGCUGACGUUUAUUGAGUGCCUAACAGGGGGCCAGGCGGGGUUAGGUGGUGGUAUCCGUAUCUUAUGUGUGGAAAUUUGGUCAUACGGUCUCACAAGCCCUAUGGAGUAGGUGCUUUUAUUUACCUUUAUUUUCUGAGUGAGGGAACAGGCUCAGUGCAGGGGCCUGUCAUGGAGGAACUUUGAUGCCUGGCUAGCAAGCUCUGUCCUCAAGAUGAGAAGCUGCAUGUGGGAACUCUGGCCUCCAGUUCUGGCUUAACUGUUGGUCUUUGUGAAUCUCUGCUUGCCCCUAGCCACUGCCAUGGAGCAGCUCAGACCAGGGUUGAAAUUAGAAUAGGGAGGGAAUAAAUUGGCUGGUUGUGUGA